AUUAAAUUCUAAAAGUAUAUUUCGUUUUAUACUUUUUAAAAUGCAAUUAAUACCUUGUUAGUAGUAAAAGAAUUGCAUAUGUUCAUCAGUUUUAUUUUUGUCAGAUCAUUUUAUCCUCGGUUUUAUCUUACUAGCAAGGCAGAAAUGUGAAAGACAGGACUAAUAAAUAAUUUUGUGUUACACUUAUAAUAGUUUAUCUUUCAAUGACAAAGAUAAACCCAUCACCUUGUAUCGAAAAUAACAUCAAGUUUAUCCAAGAGAGAUGAUUCAGAAUAAAUCGUGGACAGAGCACGACAUAAAAAUAAUGUAUAAAGAAAAAUAACCACUAUAAAAAUAAUACAAGAAGAUUCCUAAUUCCUUUUUUAUCUAUAUAUAAAAGCAUCAUUAAGUUUACAAAAGUUAGUAGAGAUGUAUUUUAAGACAAAGCCAUUUUCAUGCUUAGCUGUAUUUAAAAUUUUAAUACUUAAAAUCGCUGUAAUAAAUGGUUUGACAAUAUCGUUUACACCUAAUAGUACUGUCACUAUCCAUAUGGAUGAUCUUUUUAAUGUAGAAUUUGUUAUUACAAAUGUUAGUGAUGCAGAAGCUCAACGUGAAUUUGCAAUAUACAGUUUAGAUACAAGCAUAGCUUCUCUUGAAAAAGAUAUAAUUUUAGUAAAUCCUCAAGUAGAUUCUAAUGGAUCGUUCAAUAUGUCUGGAAUUUUUUUAGGUACAACAGCAAUAGCCUGUAGAAAUAUAGAAACAAACGAAAGAGCUGAAGGAAGUCUGGGAGUAAUUGUUAUUCGAAAACAGAGAGUAAUCGACAGAAUAUUCACUAUAUCUGUCGCUCUUUUAGUCAGCAUAAUUUACGUUAAUUUUGGAUGUGCUAUAGAUUGGGCAGAACUCCCCUCCAUUUUGAAAAAACCAAUUGGCCCCACUAUUGGAUUUUGCGGACAAUUUAUUCUAAUGCCUUUGCUUAGCUAUGGACUGGGACAAAUUUUGUUCCCAGAUAAUGUAGAAAUGCAACUCGGAAUGUUCUUUGCUGGAGUAGCCCCAGGUGGUGGAGCUUCAAAUGUUUGGACCGUACUCUUAGAAGGAAACAUGAAUUUGUCGAUAAUAAUGACGACCAUAAGUACCAUAGCAGCAUUUGGAAUGAUGCCACUGUGGAUCUUUACUUUAGGCAGAGUAAUUUUUGACAGUGGAAAUCUAGAUGUUCCAUAUACUCAAAUUACAACGUACGUAGUUGCCUUAGUUAUCCCACUUGGUAUUGGAUUCCUUAUUCAAAGAUAUCUCAAGAGAUUUGGUAAUUUCAUGAAGAGAAUACUGAAGGGAUUUUCCACAUGUCUUAUUCUAUUUAUCAUCAUUUUUGCUAUAGUAACAAACUUGUAUUUGUUUCAACUUUUUUCAUGGAGGAUUAUCGUAGCUGGUAUGGCAUUGCCGUGGUUGGCUUAUGUAUUAGGAUUUUUGGCUGGAAAGUUAUUUAGACAACCUACACCAGAUUGUAUAACAAUUGCAGUAGAAAUUGGAAUUCAGAAUACUGGUAUAUCGAUAUUUCUACUUAGAUUCGCACUUCCACAACCACAAGCUGAUCUAACUACGAUUGCUCCAGUUUCUGUGGCUAUAUUAACACCGUUUCCACUAAUAUUUCUGUUUAUUUGUUUGAAAAUUAAGUCAAGAUUAUCGGCACGAAAUGCGAAAGUUGAUGUAGUGGCAAAUACAGAUGGCGUUGUGCCAAACAAGGACGACAUAGUGGCAAAUACAGACGACGUUGUGGCAAAUACAGAUGACAUUGUGCCAAACAAAGGUGUAGCGACAAGCAAAGAUGCGACCUUUGAGGAUUCUCUUAGAAAAGAUGUAUACUAAUAAUCUCUCAGAUCGCAAGGAUCUUACAAAUUUUAAAGUCUCAGCUGGCUGAUGAUAUUUACCUGACAUGAUAUUUACCGAGUUCAAGAAUCAGUGUGAACAAUAUGUAACAUAUUUAACUAGAAUGGAAUUUUAUUUCUUGUAUGUAUAUAUAAUAAAUAUUAUAUAGAACAAAGUAUCACAAUA
Molecule: messenger RNA, 2025 nt
Organism: Anoplophora glabripennis (Asian longhorned beetle)
Lineage: Eukaryota; Metazoa; Arthropoda; Insecta; Coleoptera; Cerambycidae
Product: ileal sodium/bile acid cotransporter-like
Exons: 10
Coding region: 409-1839 (476 amino acids)
Cellular component (GO): membrane
Source: RefSeq, a predicted model, not a curated record